CCCAUACCAGAAGUAAAACUUGUUUACUUUAGGGUACUUUUUAAAAAUACAAUCUCAAGCAAACCAUUCGUCUUCUUAUUUUACUCUGAGAAACCCUGCUGGUUGUUAAACAAAAGUUCCCUUAUAGCGAAAACUCAGGGUUAAGAGUUCAGGUGCUCUUCUUUAUUCACUUGUGGUCGGGCUAAGGCAAACAGAACCAGCAUGUUUGGCCAGCAGGCAGAUCGGGUCAUGGCCCUCGGUGAAUGGGAAGAAUACUGGCAACGGAACGAAAUUGGCUUCCAUCAGCCCCAAGUGCAUAAGAUACUGAAGAACAAUAUCGACAAAGUUCUCAAUGGACGAAAAGGAGUUCGCUUCUUCUUCCCUCUGUGUGGGAAAGCAGUAGAUAUGAAGUGGCUAGCAGACAUGGGCCAUUCAGUGGUUGGAGUGGAGAUUUCUGAAAAGGCUAUUCGUCAGUUUUUUGAGGAGAACAACAUGACGUACACUGAGGAGCCUGUGCCUGCUAUACCCGGAGCAAAGGUUUACAAGAACUCUGAGAAAAACAUUUCCCUGUAUCAGUGUGACCUGUACGCCUUCUCCAGUUCCAUUGAUGGCCAUUUUGGAGCAAUUUGGGACAGGGGCUCUCUCGUGGCUAUCAACCCAGCAGACAGAGAGAAGUAUGCAGCUCUCAUUAUUUCUCUGAUGGCCAAAGACUGCAGAUACCUCCUGGAGACUCUUUUGUACAAUCCUGAUUUAUAUGAAGGUCCUCCUUUUUUUGUACCUGAUGAGCAGCUACACAGUCUGUUUGGAAGCAGCUGUGACAUAGAGUUGCUGCAGUCAGUGGAUGCCAUGACAGACCUACAGCGACAGUGGGGGCUGGAUAAAUUUACUCAAAAUGCGCACCUCAUCACUCCGAAGAGCAGCUAAAGACUAGGAUCCCAGUUUAAAGAGCUUAAGAAAGCCGAUCCUGGUGAAGGAAAUCCUAGCGAGAAAAGUAAAGUGCUAAAUGAGUUAUUUUCAGUUCCUGAAAGUCUUUAAAAAUAAUACCUUUAAAAUGGAACAAAAUGUUUAUAAUACCUCAGUUAUUAUACACUUUAAAUAGGUUAAUAAAUAACUUAUAAAACAUUUA
Molecule: messenger RNA, 1105 nt
Organism: Oreochromis aureus
Lineage: Eukaryota; Metazoa; Chordata; Actinopteri; Cichliformes; Cichlidae
Product: probable thiopurine S-methyltransferase
Exons: 9
Coding region: 202-903 (233 amino acids)
Molecular function (GO): thiopurine S-methyltransferase activity
Source: RefSeq, a predicted model, not a curated record